Messenger RNA from Ilyonectria robusta, 1590 nucleotides. RefSeq names its product general substrate transporter. Gene Ontology annotation, cellular component: membrane. Gene Ontology annotation, molecular function: carbohydrate:proton symporter activity. The transcript is spliced from 3 exons. The record is from RefSeq and is a predicted model, not a curated record. NCBI's taxonomy places the organism in Eukaryota, Fungi, Ascomycota, Sordariomycetes, Hypocreales, Nectriaceae. Gene Ontology annotation, biological process: carbohydrate transport; transmembrane transport. The coding region runs from base 1 to 1590 and encodes 529 amino acids.
AUGGCCAAAAACGUUGACGUGGCUCACGUCGAGAGCAUCUCGCGGCGCUCGCCUGCUCCAGCUCCCCUCCAGAAAACUACACGGUUCAUGGUUGUAUUUGCCUUUUCCGUCGGGCUCUUCGGCUGGCUGGCCAAUUUUGACCAGGCAUUCGGUGGCAUCGUGCUCCUGAUGCCGGCGUUUAAGAAAUCCUUCGGCACCUGCGCCGACGUGGCAUCCGACAGUGGAACAGUCAUGGAAGAGUGCUCGCUCACAGCGCUCCAACAGUCUCUGGUACAGCUCAGUAUUCUGUUCAUGUCCGUUGGCGGCGUCGCGAGCGGCUUCACCAGCCACCGCAUCGGCCGUCGAGGGACCCUCCAACUUGCCUGUGCUAUCAUUGCCGUCAGCGCAGCGGGCAUGCUGGGCACGGCGGGUAGUUUCCUCAAUUUCAUGGUAUGCAAAUGCAUUGGCGGCAUCGGCAUUGGUAUGAUCUAUGCCGCCGCUCCAACGUGGGGGUCCGAAUCAGUCGCUUCACAGAGCCGAGGCUUCUUGAUGAGCUUUUACAACGUGGGAUUGGCCUCUGGAAAUGUUAUCAUGGCAGCUGUUUGCGCCAGCUCAUCUAAGAUCAACUCGAACUGGUCGUGGCAGGUGCCGAUUCUUUGCCAGAUUCCCGCUGCAGUCGUCCUCGCCGCCGGUAGCAUGUUGUUCCCCGAGUCUCCUCGAUGGCUUCUUCUUAAAGGACGAGAGGAGGCGGCGCGCAAGGCAUUUGCCAAGUUCAACAAGACCGAACCCAAUUCCCCUCAGAUAAAUGCGCUCGUCGAGGAAAUCAAUGGGCACAUCGAGCUGGAACUCUCCAUGCGCCGCAGUACAGAUUGGACAAACAUCUUCCGUGGAAUUAAUCUGAAAAGAACCCAUUUGGCUGUGCUUAUCCUGGUUAGCAAUGCUAUAUCGGGAAUACAAUUUGUCAUUCCUUAUACGGCAUUGUUUCUGGCCCACAUUGGGUUGAAUAACCCGUAUAUCCUCAACGUCGCCAUCAGUUCCUGCAUUCUUGUAGGCACCGUUCCUGGUCCAUUCCUGUGCGAGUAUGCUGGCCGUCGACUCGGUCUUAUUGGAGGCUACAUUGUCAUGGCUGCCUGCAUGCUCAUCUUCGCCGUCGUGGCCUCUGUCUUGGGACAAUCCGCUGUGACAGCUCAACACGUGCUGGUUGCGUUCCUCUGCAUCUGGGCCUUUACGUUCGGGGCUACUAGUGGCCCUAUUGUGUGGGUCGCUUCGGCAGAGAUGCAUUCGCUGCGAUUGAGAUCGUUUGGUCAGUCAUAUGCAGUGAUGAUGUACGAGGUGUUUAGCUUUGGCGCUGCAUUCUGGACACCAUAUAUGCUGAACACUGACUAUGGUAAUAUGGGAACAAAUGUUGGAUACUUUUACGGUGGAAUCACACUUGUUAUUGUUGCUCUAACAGUCAUGUUUGUCCCCGAGACUGCUCGUUUAAGUUUGGAACAGAUCGAUACGUAUUUUAUGGAGGGGACACCUGCUUGGAAGACUAAUAUUCGGGAGAAUAAGAAGAUUGCUAUGACUGGAGGGAUGAAUAUGACGAAUAUUAAGGGUGAAGAUAGCUAA